GCACGCCUCCGCCGCCGGCGCACGCUCGCGCCACCCUCGCAUGUGACCAAAACAAAAGUGACACAACCACCGGACAUUCAAUUAAAACGAACGUGCAAACCCAACUCAGAUCUCCGAGACGAGUUCAGGUAUUUUUAGUCUUGUUCCAGAACUGGUUUGGUAUAGUUUUACACCGCGAAAGUGUUUCUGUUGUCUAGUUGUAGUUGUGAUACCGGAAUCUCAAAGUUGCGGAAUUUUAGCGGCUUAUUCGUGAAAUGGCGCAGUACUCCGCGUGUUUAUUCUUCGUGGCCGUGCUGGGUGUCAAGUUAAGUUACGGCGAGACGUCUGUCAGUCCGAAGGUAGACGAGAGCACACUUCCCAGCCUAGGCAAAGAGGUGGAGGACAACAGUCGGUACAAGACACUGAACGCCAACGCGACGCUGCUGAAACUGCUGGUAGACGACAAAGAUGGCGUCAGCAGGUCCGAGGUUUUCGACAUGCUGCAUUCGCGCGACGACAACCAGGAGCACAUAGACUUGCCGUCGUUUCCAGAGGAUUCUGAAGACGAGCGGGUCAUCCUGCCCGGAGUGCCUGACUCACAGGCGGAGUUCUUACAAGUGAACGGCGAGGUGCUCAAGGACUCGGAGCGAGUGCGCUACUCGGGCAUGCGUGGCGAGCCCGUGGGCCUGGCUGCGGGCAUCAUGGUGGCCAUAACUUGCAGCAUCGUCUGCGUCGCCUACACCGGCCUCAUCGUCUGGAGGAGGAUAUACUUGCAAAGAAAUGGCUUGAAACACGAAUUAUUAAGAAAUGAAGAAAACAUUGCAGAAACACGAAUAGAGUUGUGAAAGUAAUCAGGGAUUGGUACCUGCUCUUCUGUCUACUAUUCUCUCUUAGCUUUUCCUGCUCUGAACUACAAGCUCGUGACACUUGGUACCAAUAUCUUGCUAUGGAAUCAAAGACUGAGUUGCAUUAGAUUCUAGAUUGUCUAUGACUUCGCCGCAGAUCUUGCACAGCUGUGUUUCAAGUAUUUAUAUCGGAUUUUAUACAUUUAGCGUAAAACACGUAAUUUUAUUUUCGUAUUUUCUUUUCUUAUGUGACGUAAUUUUAGAUUUUUAGUGUUAUAAGACGAAAGGUUAUAUGGUCUCAUCAAGUUUUAUUAGACAGUCACUAAUAGGCCAUUAUUAAGUAUUUUGAGUAAAUAUCAAGAAAUGGGUAGUAAAUAAUAUACUCAUU
Molecule: messenger RNA, 1212 nt
Organism: Ostrinia furnacalis (Asian corn borer)
Lineage: Eukaryota; Metazoa; Arthropoda; Insecta; Lepidoptera; Crambidae
Exons: 7
Coding region: 255-824 (189 amino acids)
Source: RefSeq, a predicted model, not a curated record